AUGGCCCCCUCUGCCGUCCCCCAGCAGGACGUCAACCUGACCGCCGCGGCCAUCCAGCGCAAGGAGGCCAGCAUGGCCAACGGCGACGGCGGGCAAAAGACCCCCCUCGACGCCUCCAAGCUCACCUACUCGCUGACCAAGUCUCCCCGCCCCGUGCCGGACCAGGCCACGGCCAACGCCGGCGACGAGACCAUCGCCACGGACCACAUGGUGACGGCGACGUGGAAGGCCUCGACGGGCUGGGGCGCGCCGGAGCUCAAGACGUACGGGCCCCUGAGCCUGAUGCCGACGGCGUCGUGCCUGCACUACGCCACCGAGUGCUUCGAGGGCCUCAAGGUGUUCCGCGGCUACGACGGCAAGCUGCGCGUGUUCCGGCCGGACCGCAACUGCGCGCGCAUGCACAUGUCGGCCGGGCGCAUCUCGCUGCCGCUCUUCGAGCCGGCCGAGCUGGAGAAGCUCAUGCCGGGCCACUUCCUCUACAUCCGGCCGACCCUCAUCGGCACCCAGUCGCAGCUGGGCGUCCAGGCGCCGCGCGAGGCCAUGCUCUACAUCAUCGUCACCUUCAUGCCGCGCAUGGACUCGCCCCCCGGCGGCAUGCGCCUGCACACCUCGCCCGAGGACAUGGUGCGCGCCUGGGUCGGCGGCUUCGGCUACGCCAAGGUCGGCGCCAACUACGGCCCUUCGCUCAUGGCCACCCAGGACGCCCGCCGCCGCGGCUUCCACCAGGUCCUCUGGCUGUACGGCGCCCGGGGCGAGUGCACCGAGGCCGGCGCCUCCAACUUCUUCGUCGUCUGGGUCCGCAAGGACGGCAAGAGGGAGCUCAUCACCGCCCCGCUCGACGACAAGCUGAUCCUCGACGGCGUGACGCGCCGCAGCUGCCUGGACAUUGUGCGCGAGCGCAUGGCCGGCGAGAUUGACGUGACGGAGCGCAAGUACACCAUUGACGAGCUCGUCGAGGCGGAUGCCGAGGGGCGUAUUCUGGAAUCCUUUGCCGCUGGUACUGCUUACUUUAUCUGCCCUGUUUCGCAGAUCCACCACCGCGGCAAGGAUAUCAACAUCCCCAUGGGGCCCGAGGGCACGGCCGGCGAGGUGACGACCAAGAUCAAGACGUGGAUCGGCGACAUCAUGUACGGCCGCGAGCAGCACGAGUGGGGUGUCGUCAUUCCCGAGAAGGAGCAGUAA
Molecule: messenger RNA, 1182 nt
Organism: Metarhizium acridum CQMa 102
Lineage: Eukaryota; Fungi; Ascomycota; Sordariomycetes; Hypocreales; Clavicipitaceae
Source: RefSeq, a predicted model, not a curated record